Messenger RNA from Olea europaea var. sylvestris, 420 nucleotides. Its product is annotated as cytochrome P450 CYP72A219-like. Bases 1 to 420 code for a protein of 139 amino acids. Lineage: Eukaryota; Viridiplantae; Streptophyta; Magnoliopsida; Lamiales; Oleaceae. The transcript has a single exon. The record is from RefSeq and is a predicted model, not a curated record. Gene Ontology annotation, molecular function: oxidoreductase activity, acting on paired donors, with incorporation or reduction of molecular oxygen; iron ion binding; heme binding.
AUGAUUUUCAAUGAGGUAUUACGGCUGUAUCCACCAAUUGUUGACCUGUCUAGACUGGUUGAAGAAGAAACAAAGUUAGGACAAUACACUAUCCCAGCCGAUACACUAUUGAUGUUGCCGAUAAUCAUACUUCACCGAGACACAGACUUGUGGGGCGAAGAUGCAAAUGAGUUUAAACCAGAAAGGUUCGCUGAAGGAGUAUUGAAAGCAACAAAUGGGCGCCUUGCAUUUUUCCCAUUCGGUUCAGGUCCCCGAGUGUGCAUUGGACAGAACUACUCUCUAUUGGAAGCCAAACUUGUCUUAGCAAAUAUUCUGAGCAACUUCUCCUUUGAGCUUGCACCAACUUAUACACAUGCUCCCUAUGUUAUUUUUACUGUGCAACCACAGUAUGGUGCUCCACUCUUUCUGCGCAAGAUUUAG